Molecule: messenger RNA, 1815 nt
Organism: Eufriesea mexicana
Lineage: Eukaryota; Metazoa; Arthropoda; Insecta; Hymenoptera; Apidae
Product: DEP domain-containing protein DDB_G0279099
Exons: 4
Coding region: 1-1815 (604 amino acids)
Source: RefSeq, a predicted model, not a curated record
AUGACUUCAGAAGAGACAAGCCGGACUUGUUACGUGUGCAAGAAGCUAUUUUGCUGUGCACUGUGCCGUGAACGACAUGAGGAGAAGAAGCACACGAAACGUCAACCAAACUGUCCAAUCUGUGCGAACCAGAAACUUCCAUUGAAAGCCUUCGAAGAUCCAGCCCUACUCUGUCACAUGGUAACCACUCAUCUACCUCUCUAUUGCUACUUGUGCGGUGAAAUUUUCAAGCAGAGCAAAGAUUUGGAAUCGUUCGGCACGUGCAAGUGGUGGAAAUCUCAGCAUCGUCGCUCACUGAAAUCGGAACAAAAGCCCAUACUAGGUACACCACCUUUGACCUCGGAAGGAAAGGAAUCAUCUGAAUACAAUGGCAGCAAUAUCAGUUCAUUGACCUCUCCUCCAGAACUUUACAGAAACACGAGCACGCCUAUGGUCGUGGGUCAAAAGACCAGCUUCGACUUCAAAACGCCCAACUGUUCGAACUUCUCCCUGAAAACGUCGAAAAUUGAUUCCGCAUCGGUGAAGAACAGUCAAACUUAUAGCAAUUUGCAAGGAAGCAACUCCAAGAGCGAUAGUUCCAACAGUAAUUACGUAAGUCUUCCCUCGGCCACUGUAGAGAAGGAAAUACCCUUGCGUUUGGUACCAUCGAAUCACGGAGACGAAGAAGAGCUCUCGAAAAAUAAGUUGAAAGUGCAAAACACCAUGAAGGACAAAAACGAUAAUAAUCCAAGCGAAUGUUAUAUAGAUAAUAAUUGCGUGGAGGAUAUGGAGUUGACCAAUAUCGAGCAUGAAGUGUUACCAGACUCUCAGAAUUUAGACAUCUAUCCGGGAGAGAGACGUUCAGAUUCCUCAAAGAGGGUUCGAUUCUCCGAUGAAUAUGAGAAUCCUGUGGAACCCAACUCGGUGGCUACUUUUAAUAUGACAGAGAACGAAGAAUAUUUCGAAGCGUGCGACACGUUGUCCGAAAUGAAGCAGUCUCUGGAAAAAUCGCAAAUCAAGAUUUACGAGGACAAUGCGAGAAACACGGAAAAAGAAAAUAAUAGUCCAGUCGAGGUCAAUGUAAAUGAUAAACACUCAUCCGGUACCUCGCGAGUAGUGAUGAUGGUAGUCGUGGAGAAUAAUUCUAACAUCUCAACUUCCGACCUAAUAGACUCUGGCUUAAGAAAAUUGGACCGCGCCAUUUCCAAUAUGAACUUUUCGAACAACAGCCAGAGUUAUGCUAGUUGCAGUAGUUCAUUAACAUCGAGUGAUUGUUGCUACAGCGCCUCUAGUGAUAACUAUUACUCAUAUCGAAACGACUCAAAUAACCCACCUAGUAGAAGUUCAAAUACAUCACCGAAUAACAAGGCUGGUAGCAGUAGCUCUACUGGACUCUUAUCAGUGGUCACCAACGCGGUAAAAAGUGUCAUGAAAAAUUUACCCGGUUUCUCCAAGAACGUCGAAGAAGGACAAGUUUCUUCAAGAGUUAUUCCAACACCCUCUACUUCGGAAUCUUCCAUGUUAAAUUCUGCAUCUUCCAUUUUACAAAGACCAGGAAAACGACCAAGAGAUGUUACCGAAUAUAUACCUUCGACACAGCGGCAAACAGACUUUUCCGUUCCUCAGGUUGAACCCAGAAGUCCUCUCGCGAAACGGCAUCGCGGAUGGUACAAAAUUAAAGGACGAGAACCAAUCGCGAGAAUGCGAAAUCGGCAACAUCCAUCACCUCGUGGGAUAUCGUCGGAAACUCAAGUUUUCCACCAGGGAUCGUUGUCAGUUGGCAAUACAGUUUUGCCUCUUCCUGACAGAGCGCACCAGUCUACACAAACUGAAUAA